This is a messenger RNA of Chanos chanos (milkfish), 3080 nucleotides long. RefSeq names its product probable E3 ubiquitin-protein ligase HERC3. Gene Ontology annotation, biological process: ubiquitin-dependent protein catabolic process; protein ubiquitination. NCBI's taxonomy places the organism in Eukaryota, Metazoa, Chordata, Actinopteri, Gonorynchiformes, Chanidae. Gene Ontology annotation, molecular function: ubiquitin protein ligase activity. The record is from RefSeq and is a predicted model, not a curated record. Bases 1 to 2988 code for a protein of 995 amino acids. Gene Ontology annotation, cellular component: cytoplasm. The transcript has 24 exons.
AUGUACUAUUGGGGGGCGGACGCGAGAGAGGGUUUCGGAUUCGUUCCGCCUGGCACACUGCAGCCCACGGAUGCAGGCAUUCGCUUUUUAAACUCUAGAUCUAAAAUUCAAGAUGUGGCUGUCGGGAAGAAAAUUGUCGGUUUCAUACACGGAGAUGGCAAAGUUUCGGUCAUCAGAUCUGAGGGAGAUGGACUCGCGCAAGCAGGGAAACGGAAGCCCUUGGACUCGAAAAAAGACAAGAUAAAAAGUAUACACUGUGGGGAAAAUCAUGUAGUCCUGCUUGCUCACGGGGACAAAGUGCUCUUUGUGGAUAUGUCCAGUCCACCCUUCCAUCCCAGUCCACUGUCAGACCUCUCUGAUAGAAAGGUGACCCAGGUAGCUUGUGGAGACCAACAUUCAAUGGCACUUACAAAUGAUGGUCAGUUGUUUACAUGGGGUCAGAACUCCAGUGGUCAGCUGGGCUUGGGGAAGGAUGAGCCCAGCACUCAGUCUCCAAAGCUCCUCAGUUCUCUGUCAGGGAUCCCCUUGGUUCAGAUCAGUGCUGGAGGAGACCACAGCUUUGCCCUGUCUCUCUCUGGAGCUGUUUUUGGCUGGGGGAAAAACAACGCCGGACAGCUGGGCCUCGGAGACAACACAGACAGGAAUGCUCCUGCCAAUGUGAGCAGCUUGAACUUCAAGAAAACCAUCUUCAUCUCCUGUGGGGAAGAGCACACCGUGACUCUGACAGAGGGAGGUUUGGUGUUCACAUUUGGAUCAGGUCGCUAUGGGCAACUUGGGCAUAACUCAUUCGGGGACGAACUUCACCCUCGGCUCGUGGCUGAACUCCUUGGGUCAAAGGUGUCACAGGUUGCCUGUGGGAGGCGUCACACAUUAGUGUUUGUGGAGUCCUCACGGACAAUGUACUCAUUUGGAUGUGGAGAACAGGGACGGCUGGGAAACGGACAGACAACCAAUCAGUGCAUACCAUUGCCUGUACACCUGUCACCAGAACUAAAUCAGGACCAGGGUUCUCUCAGAAUUCUCGCUGGAGGGGAUACUUCUAUCGCUCUUUACACUCCUCUGGGAUCAGAGGGAGACAUGAACAAUGCAUUGCACAGUAAGGCCUUGCUAACACUGGACAAGGACAUGAUUGACAGAUGGGUAUCAGGAGAGGAUUCAAAGUCAUGGAAAGUGACCAAGAGGGAAAUCAAACACAUCUUUUCGUCUGCAGCAUGUUUAAACGGAAGUUUUUUGAAGAAAAGUUGUGAUGAACACUAUCGGACAUCAGAGGAGUGUUCCGGUCUGGAUUUGCCCUCAGUGCGUCUUGGUUUUGAGAAGCUUGCCGAAAGCAACAAAGUGUUAUCAGAGGUUGAAAAGGUGGUUGAACUGAUGCUGGUCCCUUCCCUGAAUCCUUCUCCUGCCGGAGUGGAGGCUCUGAGAGUUUACCUCAUCUUACCUGAACUCCUGAGGGUUCUACGCAAACAUCAGCUUGGGACUGACCUCACUGUGGCACUGGCCUCGGCCAUUCUCAGCCUGGAUCCUGAAUGGCUGAAGGUCCUGGAGAGGUUCUGGUCCAAGCUUUCAGAUUCAUCCUUCAAAACCCUGGUGAAGAUGUUUCGCAGAGUUUCUGCAAAAUGUCUGACCCAGAUUGUUUCUGGAAACUUUGCUCAAGAUGGAGGUCUGCAGAAAACUGUGCAGGUUCUACAAAGAAUCUACAAGGUUGGAUGCAACACUCACCAAAAAGAAAAAAUUUCCAGAUGGUUCCACAUUCACGAAGUCAAUUUCCUCUUUGAGGUGCUGCAGACUUUACUUGAUGACCUGGAACGCCAACUUGUUUGGUCUCCACAUAUUACAGCGAUGCAGACGUCUAAACAAUUAUACGAGAACACCAUAUGGCGACUGAUGUCAAGUCCUUGUAUCUUUGACCUGGAGGCUAAAUGUGCACUUCUGAAGAAUCACUUUCAAAACAGGGGGGGCUUUCCGAUGAUAUUAAGGAGAACGGCAUUGCUGGAAGACUCCUUUGACCAGCUGAGACAUGCUAAUGAACAUCUCCUGAAGGGGGUGCUGAUGGUGCAAUACGUUGAUGACAUGAAAAGGUCGGACGUCAACAAGAGAGACUUCUUUCUGAACUUGUUUGAUGAGCUCUUGAAACCAAGCUCUGAAAUGUUCAUGUACAACGACAACCGGGCGCUGAUCUGGUUUCCUCCUACACCUAGACGACAAGAGGAGGAUUAUUUCUUGUUUGGGAUCCUGUGUGGCCUGGCCUUCUACAACAACAGUGUGGUGCACCUGCCUUUCCCUCUGGCUCUGUUUAAGAAACUUCUGGAUGUGAAACCAUCGCUGGAGGACUUCAAGGAGUUCAGCCCUGAUGUUGGAAAGAGCUUACAGUAUCUUCUGGACUACGCAGAUGAUGAUGCUGAGAACAUGUACAUGAGUUUCACUGUGGUGUGGGAUGGUGCAGACGUGGAACUUGAUCUGAGUGAACCAGGGAGGGUCGUCACAAGUGCGAACAAGACUGAGUUUGUCAAUAGUUAUGUGGACUAUGCACUGAACAAGUCAGUGGAGAGAGUGUUUGAGGAGUUCAAGAGGGGAUUCUUCAAAGUGUGUGACAGGGAGUUUGUGGAAGUUUUCCUGCCGGAGGAGCUGAUGGGACUAAUACUGGGCAAGGAGGAUUACGACUGGGAGACUUUCAAAAAGAAUGUGCAGUAUGAAGAUGGAUAUCAUGCUGGGGAUCAAACCAUCACCAUGUUUUGGGAGGUGUUUGAAGAACUCUCUCACGAAGAAAAGAAAAAAUUUCUCUUGUUCCUAACAGGAUACGAUCGCGUACCUAUCCUGGGCAUGAAGCAGAUCAAGAUGAGGGUGCGUUUCCGGAUUAACUUCACCCAGGAGCACCUGCCAGAAGCCCUCACCUGCCACUCCAUUCUCGAUCUCCCAAGAUACCAGUCCAAAGAAACACUCAGGACCAAACUCAAGGAGGCUCUAGAGCACAAGAGAGGCUUCUGGGAGUAACAAAGCACGUGGAGUUGAGACACUUUUGUUUAGUAAUAAGAGCUCUCAGGAUAUGGUGGGCCUCAGAGGACAGUGGGUAAAAGAACGUUGUG